AUGGCGCCAAGUGCCACACCUAACGUCCGUCGAGGCGAUGACGGUAACGCUUCCCGCGACAGCAACGACCAAGUCUCAGCUCGGGAAUCACCGGAGCAAACCACCUCGUCGUCGGUCGGCGACAAUCUCGCCCAGGCCCUUCGAGACCUUGCAAGGGGUGAACAAACGGCCAACACGCUUGAGGCGAACCUGACUAGUCUUGAAAGCAAGCUGGACCAGAUCUUGGCGUCGUUUGGGAUUUCGCCUGAGGAGUUGGAUGGGUUGGACGAAAAGGAGGGGAAGGGGGAUGAGAAGGAUGGGAAGAAGCACGGAGAGAAGGAAGUUGACGGGGAGAAUAAAUGA
Dichotomopilus funicola is the source of this 342-nucleotide messenger RNA. RefSeq lists its product as uncharacterized. NCBI's taxonomy places the organism in Eukaryota, Fungi, Ascomycota, Sordariomycetes, Sordariales, Chaetomiaceae. The record is from RefSeq and is a predicted model, not a curated record. The coding region runs from base 1 to 342 and encodes 113 amino acids. The transcript has 3 exons.